AUGAAAGCAAUCGCGGAAACGAAAAAAGAAGAGCCAAUUGGAUCUAAGACGUCUAGAGAAGAUGUAGGCAAAUCUCGAUCUCAACACAGUUUUCAUCCGACAAAUUUCAACGAUUUGAAUGCGCAAUCGUCGACACUUUCACCUGAUAAUAAUGAUUUAAUUGAAUUUUUUGAAUCAUCUUCUCAAGAAUCUAUGCGUGAUGUUUUUAAUGAGGCUCAAAUGGAAAUUUCUUCAUAUUCUGAUAUUUCUGAUAUUUGCAGAAACGAAUCUUAG
Chironomus riparius is the source of this 273-nucleotide messenger RNA. NCBI's taxonomy places the organism in Eukaryota, Metazoa, Arthropoda, Insecta, Diptera, Chironomidae. The record is from the annotation of a GenBank genome assembly.